AUGCCUAUGCCCCAUCGGCUUGGACUAAUCUUGGACCGUACGGAAGGCUAUCUUGAAAGUCAUGGGAUUAUCAUUAUAAUUCAUGCUCUCUCCUCAAAGAUCAUUAAUACUGACCCUAUUGAAGAUUAUUCGCAUAUUACUGUAAGGAAGCAAAAAUGGAUUGACAAACCCUAUGUCGUUGAAUCCUCUAACUCUAAAGAAAAGAAUGUUGAGGAAGAUGAUGAAGAAGAUGCUAGGAAUGAACUCUCCUCUAAGGUUGUACAACGUGGAUCAACCACUCCUUUAGUGGAAACUAUUGAGCCAUUGAUCCAAGAUGAGAUUUCUCCAAGAUUAGCAUCUUCUUCUCCUGAAGCUGGGAUUGUUCCUCCUAUACUAAUAUGUAUUAAGACUGCUGCUUUUCAACAGGAUGAUCAGGAAGAAUCCAGCUCCAACCUUCAAACUGUUGUGCUUUCUCAACUCUCCCUAAUAGUGUAG
Lactuca saligna is the source of this 474-nucleotide messenger RNA. NCBI's taxonomy places the organism in Eukaryota, Viridiplantae, Streptophyta, Magnoliopsida, Asterales, Asteraceae. The record is from the annotation of a GenBank genome assembly.